CUUUACAGAUUAGAGACAGGACCUUGCAUCAAGUGUUAAGUCUUCAAUGGGAUAUGUUCUUCCGUUCAUAGCACAUAACUAGCACAUUGAAGAUUUUCCGGACCUCGAAUUCCAAUUGUGAUUUUUAGGAACAUUAUUUUAUUUUUGCUCAAGGAAAAAAGCUCUGUUGUAGUGCCUCUUGGAUAAUUACGCCACAAUGGUUCCAUGUGGACCCGUUUUAUCGUUUGCCCAGAGUUUGCUUAGAAGAAAAAUUGUAACAUUAGACAGUUUGGAAGACUCCAAGCUAUGCCGCUGCCUUUCCACUGUGGACCUCAUCGCAUUAGGAGUUGGGAGCACUCUUGGCGCAGGGGUUUAUGUCCUUGCCGGAGAAGUAGCGAAAGGAAAUUCUGGACCCAGCAUUGUGGUCUCCUUUCUUAUAGCAGCGUUGGCAUCCGUAAUGGCUGGUCUCUGCUACGCAGAGUUUGGGGCUCGUGUUCCAAAGACUGGAUCUGCUUACUUGUAUACGUAUGUCACUGUUGGUGAACUAUGGGCUUUUAUCACAGGCUGGAAUCUCAUAUUAUCAUAUGUAAUAGGUACUUCAAGUGUUGCAAGAGCUUGGAGUGGGACAUUUGAUGAACUUCUUGGGAAACGCAUUGGCCAAUUCUUCAGUACUUACUUUAGGAUGGAUUCCACCGGCCUUGCUGAAUAUCCAGAUUUUUUUGCAGUUUGCUUAAUUUUGCUUCUGUCAGGACUCUUAUCAUUUGGAGUAAAAGAAUCUGCUUGGGUAAACAAGGUCUUCACGGCCAUCAAUGUCCUGGUUCUUUUAUUUGUGAUGAUUGCUGGGUUUGUGAAAGGAGAUCUCCACAAUUGGAAGAUAUCUGAAACAUUUCUACAGAAUAUUUCUGUUCCUGAAGGAAUGCCGUUCUCUGAUAAUGUAACAAGUUUAUACGGUGUCGGAGGUUUCAUGCCAUAUGGAAUGACGGGGAUGUUGGCUGGAGCUGCUACUUGUUUCUAUGCCUUUGUAGGCUUUGACUGCAUAGCUACAACCGGGGAGGAAGUCCGAAACCCACAGAGAGCUAUACCCAUCGGCAUUGUCACUUCUUUGCUCGUGUGUUUUAUGGCCUAUUUUGGAGUGUCCGCUGCUCUCACUCUCAUGAUGCCUUACUACUUGUUAGAUGAGAAGAGUCCCCUUCCGGUAGCUUUUGAGUACGUUGGUUGGGGCCCUGCAAAAUAUGUAGUAGCUGUUGGAUCUCUCUGCGCCCUUUCGACCAGUCUUCUCGGAUCCAUUUUCCCAAUGCCUCGUGUAAUCUAUGCUAUGGCGGAAGAUGGGUUGCUUUUCAAAUGUCUAGCUAAGAUCAGUCCCAAGACGAAGACUCCGGUAAUUGCCACCCUUUCAUCAGGUGCAGUGGCAGCAAUUAUGGCAUUUCUUUUUGACCUGAAAGCCUUGGUUGACAUGAUGUCCAUCGGUACUCUGCUCGCAUACUCUCUCGUGGCUGCAUGUGUUCUCAUUCUCAGGUACCAACCUGGUCUUGGUUAUGAAAUACCCAAGUGUUCUCCUGAAAAAGAAAUGCUUUCCUUAUCUGAAAGAGAAUCCAUGAUGAACGAGUCCCAGAUUAUUAUCCUGCCUGAACCUGGUUUUAGUUUUAAUGCUCUUGUUUGCACACCAAGUGUGCCAACUGAACAAUCUGCUUCCAUUGUCAGCUUCCUAGUUGGUGUGCUUGCCAUAAUUAUUUGCGGCCUAAGCAUUCUGACAACGUAUGGUGUCAAGGCAAUCGCUAAUUUGGAAGGAUGGAGCCUUGCACUUCUUGCUCUGUUUAUUAUUCUUAUUUGCCUAAUUGUGUCGAUUAUCUGGAGGCAGCCACAGAAUCAGCACAAAGUAGCCUUCAUGGUCCCGUUAUUACCAUUUCUGCCCGUUUUUAGUGUCCUUGUAAAUAUUUACUUGAUGGUACAGUUAAGUGGCGAAACCUGGAUACGGUUCAGCAUCUGGAUGUUACUAGGAUUCCUCAUAUACUUUGCUUAUGGGAUCAGGAACAGUCUUGAAGGCAAACCCAAGAAAAAGGAUGACGACGAAGGUGACUCGGAAAAUAGUGGUACUGAGGAAAAAAAUGCUGAAAAAGGCGAUGAGGAGGACAAUGCAAAAGAAAGUGAUCUUUUUAUAUCCCAUGAAAGGACAAGUGAAUGCUAGUUGAAAGCAGCCCAGAGAGACACAUUAUUGCCUAUCUUCAUAACUGCAUUACCUUAAAAUGUCAUAUGUUUGCUGGUUAAAGGACAAUCGACAAAACAACAGAAAAAGCUCUGCCCUGGAUUUGUCUGCAUCCUUGCAAAAAACACUAUACGUGUAGCUGCAUAUUAUACUACUUAAAGUGAGUGAGAGGUGUUUUAAGGUCUUGCUGCUAACAAAAUCGAAACUGAUUUUAUUUCAGUUUCCAUCGUAUCUAUAUAUGUUAUUCUGCAAUUUUAAUGUUUUUGGUUUUUAGUUUUUAUUUUUUUAGGGAGGCUGUAGUGAAUUAAUAUGAAUGAAAACUGGUAUUUCACCAUAUGUUUAAAAGAAACAUGAAACCAUUUUAUAAAAUAUAGAAAGGCAGCAUGUUACAUUGUUAAGAAUCCCAUUUCUUGGUCCUAUUUGAUAGAACCUUAAUACAAUGAAAACAAUGUGACCUAUUCAGUGUGAAAUCCACACUAAGUGCCAAUAUUAUUUGUCUAUUUUUUUUUUUUUUAAAUCAUAAAACAGAUGUCAAAGUUGCUCAACCAUUCAGUAAUGGUGCAUGUGAGCUAACACUCUAUUAAGUUGCUCCCAACAGGGACUGUGCCACAGGUCAAGCUGUUCAGUGUUAUCAAUUGUCUGUUGCAUGUCUGGUACACAAUACUUUAGAGAAUACGAGUUGGAGAGUUUAUUUUAUCUCCAUGUUCCACUCUUUUAACUAGGUUUUUAAAAUUCAAGGAUUUAUUUUUGCACCCCCC
This is a messenger RNA of Pelobates fuscus (common spadefoot toad), 2940 nucleotides long. RefSeq names its product solute carrier family 7 member 2 (gene SLC7A2). Gene Ontology annotation, biological process: L-ornithine transmembrane transport; L-arginine import across plasma membrane. The coding region runs from base 197 to 2164 and encodes 655 amino acids. The record is from RefSeq and is a predicted model, not a curated record. Lineage: Eukaryota; Metazoa; Chordata; Amphibia; Anura; Pelobatidae. Gene Ontology annotation, cellular component: plasma membrane. The transcript is spliced from 12 exons. Gene Ontology annotation, molecular function: L-lysine transmembrane transporter activity; L-arginine transmembrane transporter activity; L-ornithine transmembrane transporter activity.